Microdochium trichocladiopsis is the source of this 1923-nucleotide messenger RNA. RefSeq lists its product as uncharacterized. The transcript has 4 exons. Bases 1 to 1923 code for a protein of 640 amino acids. The record is from RefSeq and is a predicted model, not a curated record. NCBI's taxonomy places the organism in Eukaryota, Fungi, Ascomycota, Sordariomycetes, Xylariales, Microdochiaceae.
AUGUCCUUUGGGUUCGGCAUAGGGGACAUCGCCAAGGCGCUGGAGGUCAGCAAGUGGAUAUGGGACACUUGCUUCCAGAAGAACAACGCUGCUGACCAGCAAUACGCGGCCCUCGGCGCCGACGUCGAACGGCUCCGCUCGACACUCAAUGAGCUCCAAUCCGUCGUCGUACAUGCUCGCGCCGAGCUCGAGCCCUUCGAAGAUGACACGCGAGACAUCGGUGGUGACUUCGUCAAGACACUGGAGGACUGUCGCUCUUUUCUCAGGGGCCAUGUGGAAGUGACGAAAAACCGCGCCGGCAUCAUCCAGAACAUCAAGUGGAACCUCUUCACGGGCACAGAGCUGACAGAACUCCGCAGCCGGCUGCAAUUCCACACCCAGGCUUUGACUCUUGUCACCGCGCCGGAGGGUCUGAGGCUCCUGAUCUACAUCACCCAACAGGUCGCUGAGCUGAACGACAAGAUCAGCUCGUCAACGACGGAUGUGCCAGAGCCGCCGGACAACUGCAUCUCAGAAUGGCUGAGCGGUGUUUUCCGGGAGAAUGCCUUCCGCGCGCCGCCCGUCACGUUCGCCGCUCUCGGUGACAUUCCAUUUCGACAAGGCUGCAUCGCCCUUCGCCAGCACUGCACCCAUCUCCCGCCCGAGAAUAGAGCAGGUGCCACACCGAAAGAGUACCUCGGCCUCCUCAAGUGCCUUUGGCUGAUCAGAGUCCUCCAAGCCGGAAGGGAUAUCAGGAGGUGGCGUAGAGGCUCCCCGUUUCGAAUCUUCAUCCUGAACGUCAGGAAAAGCCCUACCGAGAUGCGCUUGGUGCGCAUGGCCGACUCCAACGGCGAGAGAAACGUGUCGUGCGUCCGUGGCGAACAGCCGUUCAACACAGAAACCGACAAAUUCUUACCGCUGUACACGGUGGGCGGCCCCAAUGACCCCUUGGCGGUCGAGACAUACCGGCAGAACGACUCGAAUCCCGAAAGAUACGAGUUGGCGGACGAAACCGCGGUUUGGGCACUCCAGCGUAUACUUAGCGGCUUCUUGGUGUGCGCCGAGGAGCCGGGCGUGGUAUGCAGGCUCUUGCGGGCUGCAGGAAUUAGCAGCCUUAACCUCCUCGCAGACGCGAGGACGGACAAAAUGGAAGGGCUGGUCCAGGUCUGGCAUUUUGAUCCUCUCGUCAUUGAACUCCCGCUUGAUUCGCCCAUCGAGCCUUCUGCUCGCUCCAUGUCGGUGGCGACAGUGGCGCAGGCCUCGUACUCCUCGCUGGCGACUCAAGCCAAGUCGAUAUCUCCACGGCCGUCAACGUCUAGGAGCAUCGGCGCCGUAAGCAUCGCUUCGUCUCAGGCAACGGCGGUGGAGAGGGAGCACCGUCAUGGGUCACUCACAGAGCUUCAGCCUCCUAUUCGGCCUGCCGUCAUCCUCUUUGACCGUUUAGGCUGGACACACACCUACCUUCAUCUUGAGAUUGGCACGGACGUGUUCGUCAACGAAGCGGCCUGCCAGUGCGCAGCCACAAACGGUAAAUGCAAAACUUUGGUCAUCACGCCGCGGCCCAGCUUGAGUCGCUUCACGGUUCGACGCCUCUCGGUGGCGGGCGGAUCGUCGCUGAAGAAAUGGAACCUUCUCCUGUUUGGAACGCCAGGUCUGCGCGGCAAGCCCCACGACUGGGAAGUCGUCGAGACGCUCGAGUGCAAGUACCUCGGUCUGACCUUUCCAAAGGUCGAGGAUCGUGUCGAUUUUGCAGAACGGCUGUCCGUAUAUACUCGGAUCUACCUGGGUGCCGAGAAAGAAUACACGACAAAGAAGGACCGAGCGAAACGUGAUGCUGACCGGCCGCAGCGCAAAAUCGUCAAGAACACCAGGGGCUCCAUGUAUAGCCUGUCGACCAUGUCUUCGAGAUCGACGAAUGCCAGCCUCGGCGUCUUGCCUCAUUAA